This is a messenger RNA of Episyrphus balteatus (marmalade hoverfly), 953 nucleotides long. RefSeq names its product enkurin. The coding region runs from base 83 to 892 and encodes 269 amino acids. Gene Ontology annotation, cellular component: acrosomal vesicle. Gene Ontology annotation, molecular function: calmodulin binding. The record is from RefSeq and is a predicted model, not a curated record. Lineage: Eukaryota; Metazoa; Arthropoda; Insecta; Diptera; Syrphidae. The transcript is spliced from 2 exons.
AAAUAUAAAAAAAUCAUUUUAAACUUCUGAAAAAAGGUCUUAUCUUUUCUAUUUAAAUAAAUAAAAAUAAAUUGUGGGAAAUAUGUCACUGGUGUACAUAACAUACCACAAUGAAAAUAUUCACGAUAUUGAAAAACCAACAUCAGCUGAAAAACAUUAUAAAUUUCCAAAAUAUAUUUCCAUUCAUCGUGAAUCGGUUAAAAAUCCUCCAAUCAAUCAAAUCGAGUGCCAAGGAAAGAAAAUCAUAUCUGCAUCAAGAAAAUAUUCCCAUAAAACAUUAGGCUACGCUGAAACUCCAUUGGAUGAUCCUUCAAAGUUCUUGAAGAAAAACGGCGGUAUUAAAUGGCAACGUUUGAAUGAUCACGUUUGUCCUCCCAGCAAAGAAUUGCCACCAAUUCCAAAGAAGGAAAAUAAACACGAAAACGCUUCAAAUGAAGUAAAUUUUAUCAAGAAGAAUAUCAAACGAGUGAAGACUGCAACACCACAACGUGUAACUCCCAAAUAUGUUGAUACCGCUGUAGGUGAACGACAUAAUUUAGAUGGAACUGGUCUUGUCCCGAAGCAUGUAUUGUCGAAAAAAUUCGGAAAAACUCCGACAUAUUUAAAUGGGAUUAGAAAAGCACUCGAAGAAAAUAAGUGCUACAAGCUUAAGGAACCAAAUGAAGUCGCUCAUGGUGUUCAAAUUCUUAGCAAUGCUGAUCGGAAUGCAAUUUUAAUGGGCUUGCGUGAAAAUCAUUCAGAAUUGGAGAAAACUUAUCAGCUUUUACCUAUUUUUACUGAUACUCAUUCAAAGAAACAACGAAAGGCAAAACUUGAGCAAGAACUGAAGCGCUUAGAACAAGACAUACUUUUAAUGGAGUCUAAUCCAGUAAUUUUGAUUUGUGAUGAUUGAUAAAUCAAAUAAUGUAAAAUUGCGAUUGAAUGGCAUGAAAUAAAAGACUAUACAAAAAUAA